AUGGAAUUAUGCUCGUUCCACUCGUGCUCGAAAGGGUACAUGGGUGAAUGUGGCUUAAGAGGCGGGUACGUUGAGGUGCUGAAUAUGCAUCCGGACGUUUUCAAACAUUUCAAGAAAAUGAUUUCUGCAAAACUUUGUCCGACCGUCCUGGGACAGAUCGUCAUGGACUGUGUAGCGAAUCCGCCAAAACCGGGCGAUCCUUCAUACAACCUAUGGAUAAAGGUAUCACUUUUGAACUAA
Messenger RNA from Gongylonema pulchrum, 240 nucleotides. Lineage: Eukaryota; Metazoa; Nematoda; Chromadorea; Rhabditida; Gongylonematidae. The record is from the annotation of a GenBank genome assembly.